This is a messenger RNA of Prunus armeniaca (apricot), 201 nucleotides long. The record is from the annotation of a GenBank genome assembly. Lineage: Eukaryota; Viridiplantae; Streptophyta; Magnoliopsida; Rosales; Rosaceae.
AUGCAACAGUCAACACCCCAAGGUAGUCAAAUACUCAUGAGCUAUAUCAACUUUGAUCCCAUCACGUCUCCAACUCCUGUGCUGAACAACCAUGAUGCAGGGAAAACAGAAGAAGAGGCAUAUAAUUCCCUCAUCUGUGAUUUCAUGGCUGACCUCCCCAUCGUGUCAAAGCAGAUGCCUGUUGUUUUGCCUACACGCUAA